AAACCAGAUUUACCUUGGAAAAUUAAAUUUAAAAUGGUCAGAAAUAUCUCUAAUGGUAUAAGAAAAUUACAUAAACUUUCAAAUUCUGCUCACAAAAAUUUGCAUUCAAGAAAUAUUUUGAUUGAUGAGGCCAAGUUUAAUUGUGUAAUUAGUGACUUUUGGCGUGAUCCACCAGGAAAAUCGUCUAAUAAUAUUUACAGAAAUAUUUCAUAUACUGCUCCCGAAGUAUUAUGCAACAAGCCAUAUACAAUAAAAUCAGAUAUAUACAGCUUAGGGAUAAUAAUGUGGGAACUCUCCUCUGAUAAACCCCCUUUUAACGAUAAAAUUACUAGAUCAAAUGCUGAGUUUGCUAGUGAUAUAAUUAAUGGAUUACGACCAAAGGUUGUUGAUGGAACUCCACAUGAUUACGCUGCUUUAAUGGUUAAAUGUUGGGAUACGAUUCCCGAAAAUAGGCCCGAUGCUAAUAUUAUUAUGAAGGAAAUGGAGACAUUACUUAGAAAUAUUUAUGAAAACGAUGAUAUAAAUCGAGAAUUAAAACUCAUUCCAAUUAACAUUGACUCUAAGAUGUCAGUGAAAAAUUUUAUUAAAUGUCUUGGAAGAAAAUUUAAACUACUCGGUUGUCUGACCUAG
Dentiscutata heterogama is the source of this 630-nucleotide messenger RNA. NCBI's taxonomy places the organism in Eukaryota, Fungi, Glomeromycota, Glomeromycetes, Diversisporales, Gigasporaceae. The record is from the annotation of a GenBank genome assembly.